Molecule: messenger RNA, 1690 nt
Organism: Drosophila albomicans
Lineage: Eukaryota; Metazoa; Arthropoda; Insecta; Diptera; Drosophilidae
Gene: cpb
Product: F-actin-capping protein subunit beta
Exons: 3
Coding region: 212-1042 (276 amino acids)
Biological process (GO): regulation of lamellipodium assembly; negative regulation of filopodium assembly; barbed-end actin filament capping
Cellular component (GO): F-actin capping protein complex; cytoplasm
Molecular function (GO): actin filament binding
Source: RefSeq, a predicted model, not a curated record
AUUAAAUGCUAAACAGCUGAUUAGCUGUGCACGCAACCUGUGAAUGGUCAGACGCCAUUGUGUUACGUGCUGACGAAUCGAGUAUAAUUAAAUUGCAAAACAACACAGUAAUAACAAGGAGGCUCAAGUGAUUGCAAAGCAGAAUAGUACGCGCAAAAAGGAGACGUAAAAAUCAAAAGAAAUCACACAGUCACAGUCCCAACAUAAAAAAAUGACUGAAAUGCAAAUGGAUUGUGCACUGGAUCUUAUGAGACGACUGCCGCCUCAACAGAUCGAAAAGAAUCUGAUUGAUCUAAUCGAUUUAGCGCCCGAUUUGUGUGAGGAUCUGCUGUCGUCGGUGGAUCAACCGUUGAAAAUCGCCAAAGACAAGGAGCAUGGCAAGGACUAUCUGCUGUGCGACUACAAUCGCGAUGGUGACUCGUAUCGUUCGCCCUGGUCCAACACUUAUUAUCCACCGCUGGAGGAUGGCCAGAUGCCAUCGGAACGUUUGCGUAAACUGGAAAUCGAAGCGAACUACGCGUUCGACCAGUACCGGGAAAUGUACUACGAGGGCGGCGUCUCGUCGGUGUAUCUGUGGGAUUUGGAUCACGGAUUUGCCGCUGUGAUAUUGAUCAAAAAGGCGGGUGAUGGCAGUAAAAUGAUACGCGGCUGCUGGGACUCCAUACACGUGGUGGAGGUGCAGGAGAAGACAACGGGCAGGACGGCGCACUAUAAACUGACGUCGACGGCAAUGCUGUGGCUGCAGACAAAUAAACAGGGAUCGGGCACAAUGAAUUUGGGCGGUUCGUUGACCCGGCAGACGGAGCAGGAUGCGAAUGUAAGCGAAUCGUCGCCGCAUAUCGCCAACAUUGGUAAAAUGGUCGAAGAGAUGGAGAACAAAAUGCGCAAUACGCUGAAUGCCAUCUACUUUGGCAAAACCAAGGAUAUUGUGAAUGGAUUGCGAAGCACACAAUCGCUGGCCGAUCAGCGUGAUCAGGCGGCCAUGAAACAGGAUCUGGCUGCAGCAAUAUUGAGACGCAAUGUCAAACCCGAAUCGAACUGAGCUGUUAAGUUGUUGGCGCCCCUUAAACAAACAAGCAGAAAGCGAAAGGCAUUACAAGUAUAUAUACAAAAAAAUAGGGACAAUUCACGACACUUGGCUGCGUCAUUAUUCAAGAUUUAUCAACUAUAUACGCAUUUCUAGGCAUUAAAUUUGUUAAUGAGAGAGAAUCAUAAAUGAAAUUGUUAAAUGAGAAAAACGUAUUAAUGUAAAUUUCCACAUUUCCCGCCCCAUGUUGCAAAUUGAAGUCCACAUUUGAAUGUUUUGUUUGCCCCAACAUAAAAAAACGAAAAGAAACAACGCGCCAACUUUAACCGCCCUUUAGACACAGUAUCUUUAAGUAUUUGAGUAUUUGUAUCUGCGUGCAUAGUGCAACAUCAUUUGUAUCUGCAGCAAUUGCGAUUGUGAAGCAGAUUCGGAUGCAAUUUGUUUGCUUAUGGCAUUUUUUUGAUUUUCUUUGGAAACGUUUGCUGCGUUCGAGUAUAAAUAAUGUGUUUAUAAAUAAAUCAAAUAUAAUAAUUAAAUAUGUAUGUAUGUAUGUGUAUUCUAAACAAUAAGAAGCUCGAAGCAUAAAUUUUACAUUAUGUACUUUUACUGAAAACGCUCUGUAUUAUGUAAAAAAUACACAUUACGUACCAAACACCGAAACAA